Molecule: messenger RNA, 2475 nt
Organism: Erigeron canadensis
Lineage: Eukaryota; Viridiplantae; Streptophyta; Magnoliopsida; Asterales; Asteraceae
Product: oligopeptide transporter 3
Exons: 6
Coding region: 55-2256 (733 amino acids)
Biological process (GO): transmembrane transport
Molecular function (GO): oligopeptide transmembrane transporter activity
Source: RefSeq, a predicted model, not a curated record
AAAAAAACCACACAUAUCAAAGUAAGCAAAGUUUCAAUUCUCCUGACAAAUAUCAUGUCAUCCAAAAACGACACCGUCGAUGAAAAACAAAAUGUGUCCGAAUGUUCAGUAGAAGAAGUAGCUUUAAUCGUACCCGAAACCGACGACCCGACAAUACCCGUAAUGACAUUUCGAGCAUGGACACUUGGUAUUGGUUCAUGCAUGGUUUUAAUAUUUCUAAACACUUUUUUUAUUUAUAGAACUCAACCAUUGGCAAUAUCAGCGAUUUUAAUGCAAAUCGCGGUAUUGCCAAUUGGUAAAUUCAUGGCAGCAACGCUGCCAAAAAAAGAGUUUAAAGUGUUAGGAAGGAGUUUUAGUCUAAACCCGGGUCCAUUUAACAUGAAAGAACAUGUCAUAAUUACGGUUUUCGCGAAUUGUGGUUUUUCUGGUGGUGGUGGUGAUGCGUAUUCGAUUGGUGCAAUUACUGUUAUGAAAGCUUAUUAUAGACAAAGUUUGAGUUUUCUUUGUAGCUUGAUUAUUGUCUUGACUACUCAGAUAUUAGGAUAUGGAUGGGCAGGCAUGUUGAGAAGGUAUCUGGUUGAUCCAGUGGAAAUGUGGUGGCCUGCUAACCUUGCACAGGUUUCUCUAUUUAGAGCCUUACAUGAAAAAGAAACGAAAGCACAAGGCAUGACAAGGAUGCGGUUUUUCUUGAUAUUCUUAGUUCUGAGUUUUGCAUAUUACGCGCUUCCUGGCUAUCUUUUUCCAAUAUUGACAUUCUUUUCAUGGGUUUGCUGGGCUUGGCCACAUAGCAUAACUGCACAGCAAAUUGGGUCGGGUUACCAUGGUCUAGGUGUGGGUGCAUUCACCCUCGACUGGGCUGGUAUUUCGGCUUACCAUGGGAGUCCAUUAGUCACACCUUGGACUUCUAUUCUCAAUGUUGGAGUUGGGUUCAUCAUGUUUAUAUACAUUAUUGUUCCUGUGUGUUACUGGAAGUACAACACAUUUGAUGCCCAAAAAUUCCCAAUAUUUUCUAACAAGCUGUUCACGAGAACUGGUCACGAGUAUGACACCACUCAAAUCUUGACACCACAAUAUGAUCUAAACAUCGCUGCUUAUGACAGCUAUGGCAAACUCUAUUUGAGCCCAUUGUUUGCGCUUUCCAUUGGAUCAGGAUUUGCUAGGUUCACUGCAACACUCACGCAUGUGGCUUUGUUUCAUGGCGGGGACAUAUGGAAGCAGAGUAAAUCUGCAGUGCAAAAUGCAAAAAUUGACAUUCACGCUAAACUAAUGAAGAGUUAUAAACAAGUGCCACAGUGGUGGUACCUUGUGUUGUUGUUUGGAAGCAUAGCCUUAUCACUCGUCAUGUGUUUUGUCUACAAAGAGGAUGUGCAACUUCCAUGGUGGGGUUUUCUCUUUGCAUUUGCCCUGGCUUUUAUCGUUACACUCCCCAUUGGUGUCAUUCAAGCUACUACUAACCAGCAACCUGGCUACGACAUCAUAGCACAGUUUAUAUUUGGGUAUAUGUUACCUGGAAAACCGAUUGCCAACUUGCUUUUCAAGAUCUACGGACGAAUCAGUACAGUUCAUGCUCUUUCUUUCUUAUCGGAUCUCAAGCUUGGACACUACAUGAAGAUCCCACCUCGAUGCAUGUUUACAGCUCAGCUAGUGGGUACUCUCGUUGCUGGGACAGUGAAUCUUGCGGUAUCAUGGUGGAUGUUGGAGAAUAUAGAAAACCUAUGUGAUAUAGACGGACUUCACCCCGAAAGCCCAUGGACAUGCCCCAAGUUCAAGGUCACGUUUGAUGCAUCAGUUAUAUGGGGACUAAUUGGACCAGAACGUCUAUUUGGACCUGGUGGUUUGUAUAGAAACCUUGUAUGGCUGUUUCUAAUUGGAGCAUUGUUGCCAGUACCCGUGUGGGUAAUGAGCAAGAUUUUCCCUGAAAAGAAAUGGAUUCCUUUGAUCAAUAUACCUGUCAUAUCGUAUGGUUUUGCUGGAAUGCCGCCAGCAACACCAACAAAUAUAGCAAGUUGGCUUGUCACGGGAAUGAUCUUUAAUUACUUUGUGUUCAAGUACAAGAAACAAUGGUGGAAGAAAUACAAUUACAUCCUAUCUGCUGCACUUGAUGCAGGGACGGCGUUCAUGGGAGUUUUGUUGUUCUUUGCUUUUCAAAACGAGGGCGUUGAGUUGAAAUGGUGGGGGGCAAAACCAGACCACUGUCCUUUGGCUAAGUGCCCAACGGCUCCUGGAAUUAAUGUCACGGGCUGCCCAAUUUUUUAGGCUCGGGAUAUCAGUAGUUAUGUUAGUUAGAAUAAGGGGAAUAUGCAUGUUUAAAAACGCUUACGUUUGGUCUAACCAGUUAAUGUGCAUUAGUGUAAAUUGUUUAACCAAAGAAGGUUUGUUUGUAUAUGUAUUUGUAUCAGGAGUUGCAUAAUGCAGAUGAUUAUGCCUUAUUUGGUUUCAUGAUUUGAAUCGAGAGGAAUGCAAUUUUUGUGAAUA